Messenger RNA from Danio aesculapii, 1831 nucleotides. It is a transcript of the gene omd, whose product is annotated as osteomodulin. The transcript has 3 exons. Bases 370 to 1548 code for a protein of 392 amino acids. The record is from RefSeq and is a predicted model, not a curated record. NCBI's taxonomy places the organism in Eukaryota, Metazoa, Chordata, Actinopteri, Cypriniformes, Danionidae. Gene Ontology annotation, molecular function: protein binding.
ACGAUGUGGACUGGAUACUAGGCCAUUCCUUCCAGAUCGAUGUCUGGAAACUUCAGCCUCACCUCAACUCGACAAAAGGGGAAAAGAAGAAUCAGAUGAGACCACGAGGAUUCACUGAGGUCACCGAACACCACAUGCGACCAAAACGCUUCCAGAAUCCUUUCCACGGCAAAGAGGCAGAUCUUAAUCUCUCCCGAAACAUCUAAUGCUUCUGUGGGGGAAACCACAAGGGCAAUCUUUCACGCUCGUCCCAGGAGAUAAAACAACUUCCCGCUUUAGGCAACAUCAUUCAAGCUGAAGGGGUUUCGACUUGGCCUCCGGGAGAGAGAUAUACAAUCCCACAGAUAAAAGGGAAAAGCAAACUAAACCAUGACAUCGGCACAACUCUUGACAAUACUGUGUCUGCUUUUGCUCACUGGAGUUCUGGUACUUUCCCAAGACUACGAAGAAACUAACUAUUCAAACUACGACACGGAUGCCAUCUCUCUGCCUGAAGCUCCACCACUUUCUGUAACUCAACAACCCGAUUAUGAUUCCCAAUUAGUAUAUUCAUACGACUGUGCCAGAGAGUGUUUCUGUCCCUCAUCUUAUCCCUUCGCCAUGUAUUGCGACCACCAAAAACUCACGGCAGUUCCCAACAUCCCAAGGCACAUCCGCCACUUGUACAUCCAGCAUAAUGACAUAGAAGAGAUCACCUUAAAGCCUUUCAUCAACGCCACGUCCCUGAGGGAAAUCAACCUCAGCUACAACAAGCUCCAGUCAUCUAAGGUGGAUAAAGAUGUCUUCAAAAAGCUCAAAGAUCUCACGCAGUUACACCUUGAGCAUAAUAAUCUGGAAGACAUCCCUUCUCCUUUGCCAAAAACUCUUAAAAGGCUUCAUCUGGGAUUCAAUAAAAUUUCAAAGAUACCGGCUGACGCUACACGAGAGCUUACAAAACUUACAGUGCUGGACUUGGGCAGCAACAGACUAACAGAUGCAAGUAUUAAAGGCAAGAUUCUAUCUGGCAUGAAGAGCCUCAUGCAAAUCAUCCUCUGCAACAAUAAGCUGAAAUCCAUGCCAGCAGACCUUCCAGAAUCGAUUCAGCAGAUAUCUCUGGAAAACAACUCAAUAGUCUCCAUACCCGAGGGCUACUUCAAGAAUACUCCCAAUGUUGUGUCCCUACGAAUGCCGCACAAUAAACUCAAGUCUGUUGCAUACAAUGCCUUUAAUCUGUCCAAGCUAAUGGAGCUCCAUUUGGGCCAUAACCAGCUCUCCAAACCGUUUUUUGUUCCCAGGAACUUGGAACAUCUGUAUCUAAAUCACAACGACUUUAAAGAUCUGAAUAUCUCUCUAAUGUGUCCAUCACUGGAUCUUGGCCACCCUAACAUGCUGACCUACAUUCGUCUCGACAACAAUAAGCUGAGCGGACCAUUGGACUACUACGCUUAUAGAUGUUUCCCAAGGCUGAUCAUGAUAUUUUACGGACACCAAAGGAAAGACAAUGAAGAUGACUCUGAGAAAUCUCCCAAAAAACACGAAAAACCUGACCGACCAAAAAAGCCAAAAUAAGUUUGACAAAAUAACCUAUUCAUUAUUCACUUCAAGUAAAUCAAGAUGAUUGAAAUAUUAUUAAAAACAUAUAAUGGUAACUUUGAAUCUUCUAUUCUUGUUGGUUUAAAAUUCUAUUUGACUUUAUGCAUGAAUGUGUUUAAAAUGAGUUGCCAUUUACAGAAUAUUUGCUUUUUUAUUACUUUUUUCUUCAUGAAUACAGUAAAAAAAAGUUUAUCAAUCACUUCAAUGCAUGUAAAUUUGUGCCAGAUAAAUAAAUAAAGCUACUUGUUUUCUGGUGAAA